CCAGAAGAUAGCGCAAGUUCCCCUCGUCCAAUAGGAACUCCCCAUGUAGCGGGGCGCGGAGCCCGGCUCUGGGAACUCAAGAUGGCGGACGAGAGUGAGACAGCAGUGAAGCCGCCGGCACCUCCGCCGCCGCAGAUGAUGGAAGGGAACGGAAACGGCCAUGAACACUGCAGCGAUUGCGAGAACGAGGAGGACAACAGCUACAACCGGGGUGGUUUGAGUCCAGCCAAUGACACCGGAGCCAAAAAGAAGAAAAAGAAACAAAAAAAGAAGAAAGAAAAAGGCAGUGAGACCGAUUCAGCCCAGGAUCAGCCUGUGAAGAUGAACUCUUUGCCAGCAGAGAGGAUCCAGGAAAUACAGAAGGCUAUUGAACUGUUCUCAGUGGGCCAGGGGCCUGCCAAAACCAUGGAGGAGGCUAGCAAGCGAAGCUACCAGUUCUGGGAUACACAGCCCGUCCCCAAACUGGGAGAGGUGGUGAACACCCAUGGCCCUGUGGAGCCUGACAAAGACAACAUCCGCCAGGAGCCCUACACCCUGCCCCAGGGCUUCACCUGGGACGCCUUGGACCUGGGGGACCGUGGUGUGCUGAAAGAACUGUACACCCUCCUGAAUGAGAAUUAUGUGGAAGAUGAUGACAACAUGUUCCGAUUUGAUUAUUCCCCAGAAUUUCUUUUGUGGGCUCUCCGGCCGCCCGGCUGGCUUCCCCAGUGGCACUGCGGGGUUCGAGUGGUCUCAAGUCGGAAACUGGUUGGGUUCAUCAGUGCCAUCCCAGCAAUCAUCCAUAUCUAUGACACAGAGAAGAAGAUGGUGGAGAUCAACUUCUUAUGUGUCCACAAGAAGCUGCGCUCCAAGAGGGUGGCUCCAGUCCUGAUCCGGGAGAUAACUCGGCGGGUUCACCUGGAGGGCAUUUUCCAAGCUGUUUACACUGCUGGGGUAGUACUACCAAAGCCUGUUGGCACCUGCAGGUAUUGGCAUCGGUCGCUAAACCCUCGGAAGCUGAUUGAAGUGAAGUUCUCCCACCUGAGCAGAAAUAUGACCAUGCAGCGUACCAUGAAGCUCUACCGACUGCCAGAGACUCCCAAGACAGCUGGGUUGCGACCAAUGCAGAAGAAGGACAUUCCAGUAGUGCACCAACUCUUCACCAGGUACUUGAAGCAGUUCCACCUCACACCAGUCAUGAGCCAGGAGGAGGUAGAGCACUGGUUCUACCCCCAGGAGAAUAUCAUCGACACUUUUGUGGUGGAGAACGCAAACGGUGAGGUGACGGACUUCCUGAGCUUUUACACCCUUCCCUCCACCAUCAUGAACCAUCCAACCCACAAGAGUCUAAAAGCCGCUUAUUCUUUCUACAACGUUCACACCCAGACCCCUCUUCUAGACCUCAUGAGUGACGCCCUUGUUCUCGCCAAAACGAAAGGGUUUGACGUGUUCAAUGCACUGGAUCUCAUGGAGAACAAAACCUUCCUGGAGAAGCUCAAGUUCGGCAUAGGGGAUGGCAACCUGCAGUAUUAUCUUUACAAUUGGAAGUGCCCCAGCAUGGGGGCAGAGAAGGUUGGACUGGUGUUACAGUAACCAGUCGCCAGUGAAAUUCUGGAUAAAGCCACUGAGAAUUCAAACCAGGAAAUGGAACCCCACCACUUGUUGGUCUGAUUUUCACAAACGUGAGAAUCCCUGGCAAAGGGAACAGAACUGAACUGGCUUUACCAAACGCCAUUGAAUUUGACAAUUGUAUUGCGAUGGCAUAGGCUGCGUGAUGUCACCUCUGGCCGUGUCUUUGGUCUCUGUUUUCCAAUUAACCACAUCUUCAUGCAGCCGUGAUCAAGGGAAUGUAACUGCUGAAAACUAGCUUGUGAUUGGCAUAUUAUGGAAUUAACGGGUGAAUAAUAAAAAUAUAUAUAUUAUAUAUAUAUAAAUAUUUUAAAUAUCAUUCAUGUUCCAAAUGUACAAGGAUAUUUGGUCUCUAAUGAAAAGCUGUAUCCAGAUCAUUCCUCAAAAUUAGAACCCAAGAACAGUGCCAGAAGGACACAUAUUGAUACAGGAAUUGUUUGCUUCUGGAAGCAGGCAGCGACUUCUCUUGGGGGAGCAGCAGAAAGAGGAUCUGGGGAAUCUUAGGCAGUUCCCCUUCUGAAUUGGCUGGAAUGAUUGGCUUUGUGAAGGAAGGGGAAGGCACAGGGACUCUACCAGGCUUUGGGGAGGGCUCCGAUCUCUCAGAACAGCAGGUCGACCUCCUGGAUGGCUGACCCACAAUCAGGGCGUUCCUGAAGGGUCCAAAGCUUUUUGCGUUUGAGACUGGGCAGCAGGGAAGAUCAGUGGAAGCAGAUUUCAUACAUCAAGUCCCUUCUGCCAUCCCCUUGGCCUGCUCCCUGUGGGAAGUCAUCCUACUGACCAAUUUAAAAGGGCUUUUUAGCCAGCAGUUGCCAGCUUUAUUGGGAUGAGUCCCCUGUGAGAUUUGGCUUUCCCACUGCCUGGGGUGACUGGCAGUUUGAAGGGGAUCUUGGAGCUCCUUGUAGCAUCUGGGACCUUGUGGAGACCAUAGUAGUGCAAGCCCUGCUUGGUGAGCUCAUCAGGAGAGCAGAGGCAGCACCCUGGUUGGAUGGGUGGCUGGGCAGGCAUGGCAUGGGGCCUGUACCCGGCCUGGGCCUUCCAACUGUUGUCAGCUCAUUAGCCACUGCUUGUGCUUUUUUCCAAGACAGACAGCCAGCAAGUGGUGGCAGGGAGUGGUGAGUAGAGGAAGAUCUAGACUUGGCUGCAGAAAUUAUUUCACAUCGCCACUGAUGAUGCUUUGUGGAUGGUGGUGGUGGUGGUGGUUAGUGAUGCUGCCAGUUUUCCAAAGCAUAAUUGAGCCUCUGGGCACAUGGCUUGUCCACGUAGGCAGUUCUUGGUUGUGCUCCGCCAAGUGGCUUGGGGAGAACCAGGCUGUGCAGUUGUCAGCCACCCCCUUCCAGGCUUGCACGUAACUUUAGGAAGACGUAAGUGGACGGAUAAUGUGAUGUGUGGGGUUUCCUUGCUGCUUUCAUUCUCGGUUCUUUUAGGCGGAAUGAAGCCUUAGCCAGGAGUUAGGCUCAGCCUGGUCCCACUAACUGAAGUCACUCUCUGCAGGAACAGGGGUUUGUUUUCAGGCUGUGGGUUUGGGCUGAGAUGUGCCACAGGCUAAUUCUGCAGAGUCCUCAAAGCUGGAGGGAAUCGUGUGCUUGGGAUGGGGGCUGCACCACCUACCGGAAUGCUUCCUGCCCUCCGUAGACUGCACUGGAGCCAUCGACUCCACGUACUGGAUUUUCAUUAGAGGUGUCAGGGGACCCCCCACUCCCUGUUGUUCAUGGCUGACCUUUGACUCCAAGAACCCAGACCAAAGAAGCUGCUGUUCUUAGCAAGGUGUACACCGCAUUCUGCAGACAAGAAGUUGGAGAGGCAAGGGCCUGCAUCCACAGCCUGACUGACAUCGGACAUAGCCCCCCAAGUGCCAGAGCAGCUCACCUGUCCAGAUCUGCAAGGAUAUCAAAGAACAGAGUACUCAACUCUUUCCUCCCUUGGGCGGGAGCUGGAACCUUGAAAGGCUUGCUGUCCUAGUCUUGGUCCACUCUGGGUCAGGUCGCAGCCCGAGCUGCUUCUGUGGGAUUUGGGGUGUUCAGUAGCCUCUCUGGAGUGUGCUUUGCCUCGGUUGACCCAGGUCAUGGAAUGGAAAUACCAAGACUCGGGUGGCUGCUUGGGAAGAAACAGAUCUCCUGGUAGAGGCCCAGUGUCUCCUCCAAAACUAUGUGGACUGCCCCUUGGACUCUGCCGGUGUCUCAUGAUGGGGACGCUGCCUGGCCCUCAGCAGCACUGCCCAGGUUUGCAGAAGUCAGCUCAGUGCCUGCUGUUGUCCAGACAACCCCUGGGUUCUUCACUCAGCCCCUUCCAGGACUUCGGGUCACAGUGCUCAGGGAGAACAAUUGCUUGAGGUAUAGGGUCUCAGCCAAGGAGCGUUGCAGUCGGGUGGUGCCAUGGCUGACAUGAACCAAACAAAGAAAGGACCCAGGGCCUCCAGGCUCAUGACUCUGGGACCGGCGGCCUCAGGCAGCUACUGCUGGAGGGCCUUCCUGAACUUGGCGCUCAUUCCCCACCACCCAAUAUUCCUGCUAGCAGUGGGCUUUUGGACUCUCACUGAUGACAGUUACCUCCUGCCUUUGGAUUGACUCUGCAUUUGACCACUGUCCCCAUGGCACACGCCCACCAUCGUCUCUGUGAGGGAGAGUGCUGGGGAGAAAUGAGCCUCUGCUCCAGAUUGAGGGCGACACUGGCCUCGUUUCCCCCACCAAAUGCCUGUUUCUGAAGACUUUGAUGAUGUUUGGAGGCUGGCCUACACCAAGCCACUUCAGCGCCCAGGUUUAUGGAAAAUUUCAGGCCUGGCCUGCUACUCCCUUCUAAUUGCCCUAGCCCCUCUUACCUGCUGACUGGAGCCCAGAGGUGGUGUCCCUGUAGUCUUGAAUUCUUUCCCAAAAGAUGACCAGCAUUUAACCAACCUAAGGGAUGGCCCCAACAGCCUGGGACAGCUUCCCCGAGCUGUGGUCUAGGAGAGCAAGAGGGGCUGACCGUGAGGCUGGGGAAGAGGGGCAGGAGCGGUUUGCUGGUCACUGCCUCCCAUUAGGGGCUGCCUUCCUGUGGCCUGGCCCACCUGGCCAGAGUGGGAAGAGACUCGAGACUUCAGUUUUACCCUCCUGCACAGUGAAGGCAGGUCUGCAAACAGACUGCCCCUGGGGACUGGUUCAUUCAGGUCAAUUCAAAAUUGACUGGCAGGCAGGUGCCACAUCUGGGAAUGGGGAAGGGGGCCGCUUCACCUUUUUGUCUUGGCUUUUCUUUGGGCUGUGGGAGGGGCGUCCAUUUCCAGGGUGGGGGAGGAAACACCAAAUACAUUGUUGUUCUGCUCGAUACAUCUCACUUGUUUCUAAUAAAGGAAGCAGCUGAACAAA
Molecule: messenger RNA, 4946 nt
Organism: Trichechus manatus latirostris (Florida manatee)
Lineage: Eukaryota; Metazoa; Chordata; Mammalia; Sirenia; Trichechidae
Gene: NMT1
Product: N-myristoyltransferase 1
Exons: 12
Coding region: 82-1572 (496 amino acids)
Biological process (GO): N-terminal peptidyl-glycine N-myristoylation
Cellular component (GO): cytoplasm
Molecular function (GO): glycylpeptide N-tetradecanoyltransferase activity
Source: RefSeq, a predicted model, not a curated record